UUUUUCUAGUAGAUCGAACGAUCCCGUAGAGAUUUCUUCGUUGGUUUGAAGAAAUCCCAUUUUCUUUUUAUAGUUUCAAUUUAGUGUUUGUAAACAGGAGAUUCAAGUUGCUUUAAUAGAGCAAUGACCUCGUAUAUACCAAGCAGACUCCGUUAUCAAAACGGCACAGCAGCGGAAAGACAGCGGAAUGAAGUUUUGAAGAGGAAGAAUUAACAGAACGAUUCUAACCCAAAAGAUUCAACAGCUUUUGAAUGAUAACACCAUGGAAAAUAAUUCCAACCUUACCUUGAGCAUUAAUAAGAUGCCAAUGAGAAUCUUAUCUCCCAUCGAGCGUUGUCUUGAAUAUGAACAGACAGAUGAUUUCUGGCCCCAGUUUGUUCAUUUAGUGACCAGGAUCAAUUUUCACAUCAGCCAAGGAACAUAUCGGGAAAUCAUCCAUAAAGGCAACAGACAAGGAAACACCAUCGUUCGAGAGAUGCUGGCCUAUUUGGUUCCAAAGGGAUUUACCAUUCGUGAUCUUUUAUUUGUUUUAAAUGAACUCAGACUGGAGCCGCAUGUUAAAGCAAUCAGAGAUUUUGCUAAUAUUCCCCCUGAACCUGUCAGAAUUAUCGAUCAGCCAAAGGACCCUGGACAGUUAAAAGAAGGCGACACGCUUCAACUAAGCAUCAAAGCAAGAGGUUUCCCCUAUCCUCGUUAUCAGUGGUUCAGAAAUGAUGAUGCUAUUGAAGGUGCUAAUCAAGCAGAACUAAUUAUACCAAACAUAAGUACCGAACAAGAAGGGAAUUAUUCAUGUCGAGUACAUAAUAGUCGAAGAAAUGUGCUAUUGUCCACUUUGAUCCCAAUUUCAGUCUUUGCUUUCAAAAUCACCCAGUUUUCUCCUUCUCAACUGCUACAAGAAGGAGAUGUGCUAAAUUUAUGGUGCAAUGCCACAAAUACUUGUUCACAGUUGAUUUAUAACUGGUUUAAGGAUGGUCAAUUGAUUGCUACCACACAGGAUUACAGAAAAAAGAAAACUUCCAUUCAUGACAGCGGCAUAUAUUGGUGUGAAGUUAUUAGCAACCAAGGUUCAAUCUCAAGUGAGAAAAUAACCAUAAAUGUUUCAGCAGAUACAUUGGAGAUUGUAAUACAACCCAAGUUCACAAUGGUACUCUUGAAUGGUGUUGCUUUAUUCCUGUGUGAAGCGAAAGGUCCAGCAGAAAUCCAUUAUCAAUGGUAUAAAGAUGACAUUAUACUCCCAAAUGAAAAAAAAGCAGAAUUGAAAAUCCAUGUGGCCUCAGAAUCUUUUAAAGGCAUGUAUUAUUGUGUUGUGUCAUGUCUCGCUGCGACCCGCACAUCAGAUUUUGCUUAUCUGCAAAUUACAAAAUCAGUUCCUGAUAUUUCCAGAGAGGUAUGCCAAGCCACAGACAAAAUCGCACUUCUAAUUGGUAACGAAGACUACAGAAGCGAAAGGAAAUUAAAAGCUACUUCAAAGGAUGUGAAACUACUUUCGGGCAUUUUCCAGAAACUUGGUUUCAAAGUUUUGUCCCUUUUGAACUUGACGCUAACAGAAAUGAAAAUGGCAGUUUACCGAUUUGUCGAACUUCUCAAUAACGGUGUGUACGGCGUGUUCUACUAUGCAGGGCAUGGUUUCGAAGUAAGUGGCGACCCUUACUCGUAUCUGUUACCUGUUGACGCACCCACGGGUGCAGACAUAACCGUCUGUCUGUCUGCACAGAAAAUCCACCAGUUGAUGUUGGAGAGGAACCCAUCCUUGUGUUGUCUGAUUCUUGACAUUUGUCGAACCAUUUGUCAAGAGUCUAAAUACUACAGUUCACCAUUACAGAUGAGACCUAAUACCUCAAGUCUCUACAUGUAUUCAACCUCUCGAGGACAAAGUGCUUUUGAACCUUUGAAUGGCAGAAUGGGAAAUUUUGUGUAUGUCUUAAAAGACUAUCUCUACUCCGAUGACACUGUGGAGGCAAUGUUCGGGAAAGUACGACAUGCAAUUGCCACCAACUCAAAGGUACUGCCAAAACAGCAGAACCCAGAGUUAUACAGCAAUUUAGCCAAUGUGAACAUAUCGUUAUCAGACCAAAUCAACACAACCAAUCACACGCAAGAAUACAACAUACGUUCUCACCUGUGGAUGCAGGCAAUUAGGUUGCCACGAACGAUGCAUGUCGACAUCAAAGAAUUUGGUGCCAAAUUAAAAGUUGAAUUUUCUUCUCAAUUUUCCAAUGUGAUGUCAAUAACCGUAACUGUUGUGGAUUCUGGAACCGUUCCAGAUUGCUAUGCUUGGAUAGCAAACAUACCAUCGACUUUGACAGCUGAUAAAGCUUCUGUCCUGCAAGUCGACAAGAAGAAAAUAAGGAUUGUUGUAAAAGACCUUCAAAAAUUACAGGAACCAAUGACAGCAGUAAUUAGGUUUGUAUACACAGAUGAAUCAGGCGAAAGCAAGUGUACGGUAGAAAAUUUAGCUUUGGACUUUCCAUUGGUUGCGAAUCUACAAUUAUGGAGAUUAUCCACUGAUUUGUUGCAAAUGGAUUGCAUUGAAAAAAAAGUGCCAUGAAGGACAUAGUUUGUGCAUCAGAUAUAUAUAUAUUUUGUCAAUAUCACAUUUCCUGAAAUUGUCAUUAAAAAAAAAGAAGUUUUUUGA
Molecule: messenger RNA, 2635 nt
Organism: Octopus sinensis (East Asian common octopus)
Lineage: Eukaryota; Metazoa; Mollusca; Cephalopoda; Octopoda; Octopodidae
Product: mucosa-associated lymphoid tissue lymphoma translocation protein 1 homolog
Exons: 17
Coding region: 263-2548 (761 amino acids)
Biological process (GO): proteolysis
Molecular function (GO): cysteine-type endopeptidase activity
Source: RefSeq, a predicted model, not a curated record